Vespula vulgaris is the source of this 4214-nucleotide messenger RNA. It is a transcript of the gene Chi, whose product is annotated as LIM domain-binding protein 2. The record is from RefSeq and is a predicted model, not a curated record. Bases 2020 to 4143 code for a protein of 707 amino acids. Gene Ontology annotation, molecular function: LIM domain binding. Gene Ontology annotation, biological process: negative regulation of transcription by RNA polymerase II; positive regulation of transcription by RNA polymerase II; nervous system development. Lineage: Eukaryota; Metazoa; Arthropoda; Insecta; Hymenoptera; Vespidae. Gene Ontology annotation, cellular component: transcription regulator complex; nucleus. The transcript is spliced from 9 exons.
AAAAAUUGCAAAUACGAAUGGGAGAAGAACUCUUCGUAUUCGGCGUAUCAUUCGCGUAAAGCGUUGGAAGAAGGGUGAGGAGGUGGUGUGGAUCUGGAGAAAGAGAUAGGAGGGAGUAGCAGUAGUAACGAGUACUUUUGAAAGGGGGGAAGUUUUUCGGGAAGGGUAGCUAGAAACGCGUAGGUUAGGGCAGUUGCGUGGAUGGCGGGCGUCGCGGUCGCUCACGUGGCUCCCCACCGUGUUCCACAGCAUCGGCGUUCUCUCCUUCGUGUUCUCUCCCCACUACCAGCGCUAACGCGUUGCUUCCCCCACCACUCUCUCCCUCCCCACCUAGAGUGACACUAGCGCCGCCACGCCUGCCGCUUCGCAGUAACGCGACCGCUUUCGUCGAGAGUGCGUUGUUUUUCCGCUCGCUAUUGUUGUCCGUGUUAUUCUAUUCCUCAAGUGCGCUUUCACGAUUUUCAUCAGCGAACCUCCCCGGCAUCGAUAGAGGAUUGGUUAGUCGCGCGUUCGUGAGGCUAUAUCCCGUGAGCAGCGAAUGUGCCACAUAAUAUUUUAGAGUGAUCGAACGACGAUCCCAUCUUUCUCUCUCUCUCCCCCCUCCUACCCCAAACUUUCAUCCUUUUCUUCGUUACUUUUUUUUUCUUCCCCUUUCUUCCCCUCCUUCCUUCCAUUCUUUAACCUCUCGACGACGGGGGAAGCGAUUCUUGGUGCGCGAGUUUAUUCGUAUUCAUCGAAUUAUUAUUAUUAUUAUUAUAAUACGUAUAAGUGUUGCUGAUAGAGAUAGAAUGGAAGUAUGCAAGACCGUAUCAUCGAAAGUUUGGAAUAUCGACGUUCCAGCGUGAGAUUCGGUUGGUUAGUACGUGUCCGUAUGAGAUGAGAAAGAUCGGCCAUCGUUGCUAGAAGCGCGAGAGAGAGAGAGAGAGAGAGAGAGAGAGAGAGGUAAAGAAAAAGAGAGAGAUGGUAGUAUAGAGAGAGAGUGAGUGAGAGAGAGAGAGUGAGAGAGUGAGAGAGACCGGUGCUAUUGUAAGAAAGAGGGAGAGAGAGAGAGAGAGCAGUGUUGGAACAAUCGAAAAAAGAACAGGAGUGAGAGAGAGAGAGAGAGAGAGAGAGAUAGAGAGAACGAAAGAGAGAGAGAGAGAGAGAGAAAAGGAUGGGUGGGAGAGGAAGAGUGCAGACUAGCCGCGUUGGUACGCGUCGCGACGCUGUCGGCGCGAUGGCCACGUGCCUCGAAGGAUAUGCCGUUGUCGACGCCGCCGUCGCCGCAGCAACAUCGGCAUCAGUAACAGCGACGAACAGCAUCGUUCUACGACACUGACAGAAAAGAAAAGGAGUGCGUUCGAUACUGUUACGAGUUUGAGUUACAGUGUUUACUUGUUGUUUUUAGUAAAGUGAUUUACUAGUCGGUGCUUUUUACUAAGAGAGAGAGAGAGAGAGAGUGAGAGAGAGAGAGAGAGUGAGAGAGAGAGAGAGAGAGAGAGAGAAUUGAAAGAGAAAAAAAAAAGGAUCGAAGGAAGACCACGGGAGUUCGUUAUCAGUGUGAGAUUAAGUGCUUUAGGAUUUGGUGGAUCGUUGUUUUCGCGAGGAAAAAAAAAAAGAAAAACUUUGAUAAGGAUAAACAGGUGGUGUUGUUGUAUCUCAGUGGCUCGUCGAUGCUCCUUUCCUUUCUUCAGCUAUGACGAAGAUCUUAGAAACAUUGGUAUAGUCGUCCAAGGGAAAAGAUAAUCUUUUUGUCUUGGCACGUGGUGGAGUAAUAAAACGUAAAAGUAGUUUCGCGCGGGACGAGAAAAACCUCGUUGGUAGACUACAGGAGUGUGGGUUGGGACGAACGAAAGAGUGGUUCGAGAAAGAGAGAGAGAGAGAGAGGUAGAAAGUGGUAGAAGAGAGGGGUGGUAGGGGAAGAGGGGUAAGAGUAGGUAGGAAGGAUCGUAGAAGCAGAGGCAAGCAGCGGAGUGGUGAAAAUCUCGACGCGAGUUAUACGGGGCGGGUGAGAAGGGCCAGGUCGUGGAGUGGGGAGUGAUGCCGGUGAGGGUGGCGCAGCGCCCCCCAGGUGGAAUACCACUCCACGCCGGCGUGCCGGUAGCGGCCAGCAGCGUAACCGCCUCCGGUCCGUCGGGCCGGUGCCUCGGGGGCCCGGCUGCGUCCCCCGCCGGCUCGCCACCGCUGCCGCCGUCACUGCAAUCUCUCGGCGGCGGCAUAAGCGGCAGCAACAACAACAACAAUAACAACAACAACAACAACAACGUUAAUAACAGCAACAUCAACGGGAAUAAUCAGUUGAUCAGUAGCAACGGCGGGAACGGGAGCAUUAUCGGUGGCAACUCCUUAAACGGCCUCGGCAAUUUGAACAACAACAACGGGAACGGUCUAAGCAACAGCAAUAUCAACACGACGGCGUCGAGCAUCGGUGCCGCCGCCGCCACGACGAACCCGCUCCAGGCAAUGGCAUCGGCCGCGGCCUCGCUCACGCAGUUAAACAACAUGGCGAACGGGCCGCUGCCGCCACUCGCAGGGACCGGGCCCCCGAAUUUACCGGCUCCGCAGCCUGCGACAACGCCGACGCAUGCCGGUGGCCCACCGACGCCACACGGUGGCGUCGGGACGGGGCCUCAUUUGAACGGGGCCUCGCCAAGUCCCCAUCCUAUGCCACCCCAUGGCAUGAUGAGCGGAUCGCCGCACGCGCCCCAUCCUCAUAUGCCGGCCGGUGGACCCUCGCCUCAUCCUCAUCAUCCGGCUCCUCAUAUGGUCGGCUCGCCUCAUCAUCCAGGCCCACAUCCGAUGCCACCAAACGCUGCUGGCAUGAUGGCCCCAGCCGGUAUGCAACCUCAAAGUGCUCCUGGAAUGUGUGGCCCUGGACCAGCCGGUCCAAUGGGACCGCAUGGACAUCCUCAAGCACCGGGACAACCUCACAUGCACAACGAUCCCUUCUAUUGUUCACCUUUUGGCUCUCAUUACUUCAGAUCGUUGCCUGUCCCCAGGAGGCAUACUCCGUACUUCGGACAACCGGACUACAGGCUCUACGAGCUGAACAAGAGGUUACAGCAACGCAAUGAGGAUAGUGACAAUCUAUGGUGGGACUCGUUCGCGACAGAAUUCUUCGAGGACGAUGCCACACUCACCCUAACCUUCUGUCUGGAGGAUGGACCGAAAAGAUACACGAUAGGAAGGACGCUAAUACCUAGGUACUUCCGUUCGAUAUUCGAAGGUGGAGUGACGGAACUUUACUACAACAUGAAGCACCCGAAGGAGUCGUUUCACAACACUAGUAUAACGCUAGACUGUGAUCACUGCGUCAUGGUCACGCAUCACGGCAAGCCAAUGUUUACGAAGGUGUGUACAGAGGGUAGGUUAAUAUUGGAGUUCACCUUUGACGACCUCAUGAGGAUAAAGUCGUGGCACAUGUCGGUGAGAACGCAUCGAGAGUUGGUACCAAGGUCGGUUGUAGGCAUGCAGCAAGAUCCUACGGUACUAGAGCAGCUCAGUAAGAACAUCACCAGACAGGGUAUCACUAAUUCUACUCUGAAUUAUCUCAGGUUAUGCGUUAUUUUGGAGCCAAUGCAGGAAUUAAUGUCGAGGCACAAGGCGUACGCGUUAUCACCGAGAGAUUGCCUGAAGACGACCUUGUUCCAGAAAUGGCAGAGGAUGGUUGCCCCGCCGGGUAAGAGAGAAUCACAGAGGCCAGCGAGUAAAAGAAGAAAGCGAAAGGGCAGUACCUCCGGGCCGGGAAACAACGCUCCUCCUGCACCUAGUAAAAAGAGGUCACCGGGGCCGAAUUUUUCUCUAGCGUCGCAGGACGUGAUGGUCGUGGGUGAGCCAUCUUUGAUGGGCGGCGAGUUCGGCGACGAAGACGAACGGUUGAUCACGAGGCUGGAGAACACGCAGUACGAUGCGGCGAAUAGUCUAGACCCACACAGUCACGACACGACGGGUGGCCCGCCUCCGCAUCCUCAUCAAUUCCAUUCGGAGCCAACACCGGGUAACUCUUGGCCACCAGACCGUGGCCCUGGUCCCGGACCUCCGCAAGGUGGACCCGGUAGUCAGGGCGUCCAGGGUACGCAGGGAGGCGGAUCUUCGGGUGUCGCGGGUUCGCAGGAUGGCAGUCAACAGCAGCAAGACAAGAAGAGCCCCGCGGUGAGCCAGUGAGGCCAGGAGUCCCCGCGCCCUCCCACCAGAGGGCGACGGGGGCGCAAGCCCAAAAACGUGGCUCCCUAGCG